CACUACGAUACGCGCACACCGCUAGCGCUAGUGGGGGUGCAGCAGCUACCACGCGCACGGCAGCCGGCACCGCCAGCAUGAUCGUCCCCGCCGGCCUCUCCCCCUCCGCGGCGGUCGCCGUCGCGCUCGUGGUGGCGUCCUUGCACCUCGCCGUCGCCGCAGGAGCGCGCGCCGCCGGCCAGCCGUCCUUCCGCGGCCGCGACAUUGCCGGCAGCGGCGGCCCCUGCGCGCUGGCCGUGGCGCCGCUCGGCUACCCCUGCGAAGAGCACCAGGUGACGACGGCGGACGGGUACAUCUUGAGCCUGCAAAGGAUCCCGAGAGGCCGCGGCGGCGGCGCGCGCGCGGGGCAGCCGGUGCUCCUGCAGCAUGGGGUUCUUGUGGACGGCAUGUCGUGGCUGCUGGCGUCGCCGGAGGAGUCGCUGCCGUUCAUCCUCGCCGACCGCGGCUUCGACGUCUGGAUCGCCAACAACAGGGGCACGCGCUGGAGCCGCCGCCACGUCUCGCUCGACCCGUCAAGCCGGCUCUACUGGAACUGGUCCUGGGACGACCUGGUGGUGAACGACCUGCCGGCCAUGGUCGACUUCGUCUGCAGGCAGACCGGGCAGAAGCCACACUACGUUGGGCACUCCAUGGGGACGCUGGUGGCGCUCGCGGCCUUCUCGGAGGGCCGGGAGGUGGACCAGCUCAAGUCGGCGGCGCUGCUGACGCCGGUCGCCUACCUCGCCCACAUCACCACGCCCAUCGGCAUCCUGCUCGCCAGAGCGUUCGUCGGAGAGAUCAUCUCGGACUUCCUGGGCGUGGCCGAGUUCAACCUGCUAGCGCCUCCGGUGACGAGCCUGAUCAGGGCGUUCUGCCGCGGGCCUGGGGCGAACUGCUACGACCUCGUCGGCUCCAUCACCGGCAAGAACUACUGCCUCAACAGCUCGGCCGUCGACGUCUUCCUCAAGUACGAGCCCCAGCCGACGUCCACCAAGACCAUGGUCCACUUCGCUCAGACCGUGCGCGACGGCGUGCUGACCAAGUACGACUACGUGCUGCCGGAGCGGAACAUCGCCAGCUACGGGCAGGCUGAGCCGCCGGUGUACGAGAUGUCCAACAUCCCGGCGGGCUUCCCGCUCUUCCUCACCUACGGCGGCCGGGACUCGCUGGCCGACCCCGCCGACGUGCGCCUCCUCCUCGAGGACCUCCGGGGCCACGACCCCGACAAGCUGACGGUGCAGUACCUCGACCAGUUCGCGCACCUCGACUUCGUCAUCGGCGUCUGCGCCAGGGAGUACGUCUACAAGGACAUGAUCGCCUUCUUCGAUCGCUUCAACUAGUUCAGUGAGUGACCUCAAUUCAGUCUCAAGAGGAAAGAAAAAAACAAGGAAGAAAGGUCGCUACACAACCAGUGAAGAUUAUUCGUAAUAUCAGAGGUUAUAAUAUAAGUACCCAGUAAUUAAAUAGAUAUUUAGUUGAGAGAGCACGGAGGCUAGCUAGUAACUAGAUGUGAAACGGGAACGUUGCUGAUCACUGGAACAGUGAUCAGCAGAUGAGCCACACUGUAUUGCAAAUUUGCAGUUAAAGAAAUAUUAUAGUAGCUCAUAUAACCGUGUGCUUGCUUAUGUUAGUACCUCUCCUUGUCUGCUUGCAACAAACGAAUUUAGAAAAAAAACAUUUUAUUUUAUGAGAUUCAGUCUACAUCUACGUUCAGGAAGAAAUUUGAAAAUU
This is a messenger RNA of Panicum hallii, 1710 nucleotides long. Its product is annotated as triacylglycerol lipase 2. Gene Ontology annotation, molecular function: hydrolase activity, acting on ester bonds. Bases 78 to 1319 code for a protein of 413 amino acids. The record is from RefSeq and is a predicted model, not a curated record. NCBI's taxonomy places the organism in Eukaryota, Viridiplantae, Streptophyta, Magnoliopsida, Poales, Poaceae. The transcript is spliced from 8 exons. Gene Ontology annotation, biological process: lipid metabolic process.